AUGGAGACAGAUCGCAGUUGGAUGUACAGAAGCCACACAAACGGGUUACUAACCACAGGGUACAAGGAUCAUGUGAAGGAGUUUAUCCGGUUUGCAUUACGGCAUCCGAUUUGUAUGAGUGGGGUACAGAUAAAAUGCUCCUGCCCUAAGAGAGGUUGUCGAAAUACAAGCUAUCGGGAUGUCGAUGAGGUGGAAUUCCAUUUAUUGAAGAAUGGGUUCGUGAAAGGUUACCAAGUAUGGGUUUUUCAUGGCGAGGGGAGCGUUUUGAACCCCCCUCCCCUUGCACAGUUAUCAGAGCAGGAUGUUGAGUUCGACUAUGAAAAUGAGGGGCCAGGUGAGUUCAGUUCCGCUCAAAGAAUGAUUCUUGAUGCGGCCGGUCCAGAAAUAACGUUUCCUAAAGAUGAGCUCCCGAAUGCUGAAGCUCAAAAAUUUUAUGAUAUGAUGCGUGCGGCUGAAGAAGACAUAUGGCCUGGGAAUAGCAGACACUCUCCAUUUUCUGCAUCUGCUAAAGUGAUGGAGAUCAAGUGUCGACAUAAGGGUUCAGUAGCUUUAGUUGACGACGUAUGCGGAUUGAUACAGGAGCUGCUCCCGGAGGACAACAAGAUGCCUACGAAUUUUGCUAAAAUUAAGAAGCUGGUCAAAGGACGCGGAUCUAACGCACUGCAAAGUUUGCAAUUAUGCGCGUGGAAACCUGUGACCCACGGAAAAUCCACAAAAAGAAAGGCUAACGUGCCAUAUAGUAAGAUGUUCUAUUUUCCAAUAACUCCGAGGCUACAGAGGUUGUACGCUUCGAAAACAACUGCUCGGCAUAUGACGUGGCACGCAGACCACGAGAUGGAUGGUGAUAAGAUAUGCCACCCGUCCGACUCUCCGGCUUGGAAACGUUUUAGUGAACUGUAUUCUGAGUUUGCUGAUGAAGGAAGAAAUAUCAGAUUAGGCUUAUGCUCCGAUGGGUUUCAGCCAUUUACCAAUUUUGGGCAGCAGUAUUCCUCGUGGCCGGUCAUUUUGACGCCGUACAAUCUCCCCCCAGGCAUGUGCAUGAAGGAUGAGUUUAUGUUUUUAACGGUUUUGGUACUGGGGCCUAGAAACCCGAAACACCUAAUGGAUAUCUUCCUAAAGCCGCUGAUUGCAGAGUUGAACCAACUGUGGGAAUGUGGAGUCCAGACAUAUGACGUUCAUAAGCGUCAGAAUUUUCAACUAAAAGCGGCUCUUAUGUGGACAAUAAAUGACUUUCCCGCUUAUUCUAUGUUGUCUGGUUGGAGCACUGCUGGUAGAAAAGCAUGCCCGUACUGCAUGGAAAACACCGAUACAUUCACACUGGAUAAAAGCGGUAAACAAUCGUGGUUUGAUUGCCAUCGCAAGUUUUUGCCUCCGAAUCACCAAUUCCGUCGAAAUGUUACUGAUUUCCGUAAGGGGAAACGAGAGGUCGGCAAAAGGUUUGCAGGGGUGAGAACUGGAGAUGAACUGUUAGCAGAGAUUGAUCGACUGGGGUUUAAGAAGGAAUUUGAGCCUGGUGCGAAAGUUACUAAUGCAUUACUGUGA
Messenger RNA from Mercurialis annua (annual mercury), 1542 nucleotides. RefSeq lists its product as uncharacterized. The transcript has 2 exons. The coding region runs from base 1 to 1542 and encodes 513 amino acids. NCBI's taxonomy places the organism in Eukaryota, Viridiplantae, Streptophyta, Magnoliopsida, Malpighiales, Euphorbiaceae. The record is from RefSeq and is a predicted model, not a curated record.